Messenger RNA from Aspergillus costaricaensis CBS 115574, 905 nucleotides. RefSeq lists its product as uncharacterized. The coding region runs from base 206 to 502 and encodes 98 amino acids. The record is from RefSeq and is a predicted model, not a curated record. NCBI's taxonomy places the organism in Eukaryota, Fungi, Ascomycota, Eurotiomycetes, Eurotiales, Aspergillaceae. The transcript has a single exon.
CGGUUAUAUAUAUAUAUGUUCUACAUAUGCACAUGCAGGACACAGAUCAUUGACAUGAUUCUUCUAUAGGAACUUAGCAUACUACCAUCACUACUUAUAAACUCUGUUCCUGAUCACCAUAUACUACCACCUUCAUUCUAUACAACCAACAACUACACAACUCUUCAUCUCUCUACAUCAAACUAAGAAAGUGGAAACAACCAAAAUGUCUCCCUCCCGCUGUCCAACACCACCUUCCACAUCCACCUCAACAUCAACAUCAACAACUACUUCUAGGAGACCUCACCUCUCCCUCCCCCUCUCCCAAGAUACCAUCUCCCGCGCCAUCCUCUCCGCCACAACACACAUCCCCAAGGCGAUCUCCAUCGAUACUAGUACCACUCCUACACCUCCCACUUCUCCAUCAUAUCACACAGAAGGGAAACUACCCUUGGAAUGGGAAUUCCCUCUGCCGCCGCCGCCGCCUCCGUCGCCUGUGGAGAUGAGGAGGUUUUGGGCUUGAAGUUUUCUCUUUCCUCUCUAUUCAUCUGAGAUAGGGAUGAAGAUAGGUUAAGGAGCUUCCUGGAUACGUUGGGGUUGGUUUUCUUCUAUUACUUUCAUUGACAUUUGAUUUGAUAUUCAUGGAAUGGGGUUUAGCGUUGGUUGAUUUGUUGGUAUGGGUUUGGAUAAUUGCAUCGUCUCAUGGAUGGAUGGAUGGUCGGUCGGAUGGAUGGGAAUUUGGGGUGUUUGGUGAUAGUGUGAUUGAUUACUUUUUUUUUUGGUUUGUUUUAUUUCAAGUGUUCGGGUUUGAUUUAGCUGUCUGUUUGUUACUAUUUGAAGGUACUGGGAAUAGAUGUGUAUACUAUUAUCAUUACUAUUACUCGUUCUAUUGAGAGAGAGGGAGAGUCUUCACGGUAGUAGUUCGG